CAAUGCAUUAUAUAAGGAGUAGAUUUGCACGUACGAAUUAGUCCAUCGCAUUAGCCAUCGUCUACUCCGAAAAUCACUCCUUUUCCAAUCAGGAGAGCACGGCUCAUUGACGUGAAGACUUUCCAUUACUCCGGCGAGGUGCUGGAGACGUUGUCGAGUUCUUCGUCCUCUCUAGACCCAAGAUGGCAUCACCAGACGGAGCUUUGGACCCAUCAGUUAUUUCCGGGCACAUCAGUGGAAUUGAACAUCUCAAUGAAACUAAUUUUCCUUCCUGGAAGGAGCAUAUUCUGAAUGCCCUUGUGAUCAUGGACCUUGACUGUGCACUUAGAGAAAAGGCUCCUAUUCCUCCGCCUUCUGAUGAUGAAAGCCUUCUUGAGAAAAGUAAGGUUUAUGAGGCUAAUAUGGAGAAAUGGGAGCGCUCCAACCGCAUGGCUAUCAAGCUCAUGAAAAGCACAAUAAAUCAUGGGAUCAGGGGAGCAAUUCCUGACUUUGUGUGUGCUGAAACUUACCUGGCAUUAGUGGAGGAGCAAUUCAAAAACUCCUCAAAAGCACAUGCUAGCACGCUGAUCAUGGAAAUACUCACCACUAAGUAUGAUGGUGUAAGCGGCAUUAGAAGGCAUAUCAUAACUAUGAACGAUAUGGCCGCGAAAUUAGAGGGCAUCUGCAUUGAGAUUUUUGAGGGCCUUUUGGUAGACUUCAUUAUGAAUUCCCUUCCUGUGGAAUAUGGUCCAUUUAGGAUCAAUUAUAACACACGUAAGGAGAAGUGGACCAUGAGUGAGCUCAUACAUAUGUGUGUUCAAGAAGAAGAACAUCUCAUGGGCAUCUUAUGAAAGAGUUGGGCUCAAAGGCUUGCUAAUAAGGGUAAUGAAAAUUCCUUAAAUUCCUGAAUCAUUGGUUUACUUAUCUUCCCAUAAAUAAUUGUGAGUUGACUCAGGUGCCACUUGCACACUUCGAACUCAUUUCAGGGAUUCCAUUCUGUGAGGACACUCCAAAAGGAUGGAUCCAAGUCUUAUCUAUCUAUCUAUCUAUCUAUCUAUCUAUAUCUAUCUAUACCUAUAUCUAAUUACAUACUCUCAUUAAGUAAGAGACAUGAUACUGUCAUUUAAGACAUAUCGAAAUGAUGAUACUGUCAUUUAAGACAUAUUUCGAAGGGGAGAAAUGAACACUCUCAUUAAGUAAGAGGCACAUUCCUUUCAUCUACUUGGCUUAUGUGAUUUAGGUUAAACUAUUAGUUACAUUGAGGGAAAUAAGCAAAGACAACUGAUACAGGAGUUUUCCAUAGUACCCGGGAUAUGGAAUUAGUACGCAUAAAAAAAUGAGGUCCAGUUCCUAGCACUUAUAAGUGUUUUACUCUUUCAUUACCUUCACACAUAAGUAUUCGCAUUGCCCUUUUUUUUCAGAAGAACAAUGUUUUUUUUGUUUGUUUGUUAUUGUUGCCCAAUAUUCACCGGUGUUAAACACCCUAAUUCUUUAUUGAAUGUUUGCAUCAGUGGGAGCUAUAUACAAAAGGGCAAUGGAAAAUUAAAAUUGAUGGGUUCAUAUAGGAAAUAAGAAGGGAAAUUGCAUGUACGCUAAGAUGAGUGGGAGCUAGUAUAUCAUGUUCGUACUAUAUGGUACAAUAGAUAUAAAAUUAGUUUUCCACUACUAAGCCUACUGUCUAAGGUGACAACAAAGCAACUUUGAAUUUUAGCUAUGUUGCGAUACAACCAGGAAAGCCUUGUGGCUGAACAAUUUUAUCCGGACAUAGAUUGGUACACUACAUACUAAUAUUUUUGUGCGAUAAGAAACCGCACAUUAGUUCAUGAGUAACAACAAUUAAGUGAGUAUCAUGUUGUGAAAGAUAUUGUCCAAGAACAAAUAUUAAACUCAACAUAUAUGUACUAAGUGCAUGAUAGCUGAUCCCCAAACUAAAGGCUUACCAUUAAUUUUGCUAGCAUAAGUAUAAGUCAAGGCCUCUAAUUGGUGGGAUAAUUGUAUAAAUGAGAUCUCAAAUUUUGAUCUGGACAAUAAGGAAGUUUGUUUCGCUAAAUAAGUGCACAUAGUGAUUAAUAAAGAAACAAACUACUAGGACCAUAAGUAGGGAGUAUGCAUGCAUGCACAUACAAACUCCCAACCAUGAAUAAUUAUCCAUGUUGAGACGGAGUAUUAUGCUAUAGAUAAUGGGGUUCCAGUAAUAACUCUUCGAUUACUAUGAAUACAUUACCUUGGUAUGAUGCUUUUGUCGAAGUAUGGACUGAUGUUAACCAUUCGAUCAAGUGGGAGAAUGUUGGAAUUAUUAUGUGAUCAAAUGGUCAAAAAGGUUAAUUACCAUAAAUUAUUGUUGACCCAUUAAUUAAUUUCAGGAUUAAUAUCAAUUAAAUGGAAAUUAACAAAUCAUGCCCGUGAUUGGGGGGCUGAAUUAACGCUAAUAUGGUUCAGGUCCCAUGGUCAAAGCCAAUGCAUUAUAUAAGGAAUAGAUUUGCACGUACGAAUUAGUCCAUCGCAUUAGCCAUCGUCUACUCCGAAAAUCACUCCUUUUCCAAUCAGGAGAGCACGGCUCAUUGACGUGAAGACUUUCCAUUACUCCGGCGAGGUGCUGGAGACGUUGUCGAGUUCUUCGUCCUCUCUAGACCCAAGAUGGCAUCACCAAACGGAGGUAUAAUCAAUCUACUUCUUCUAAUUUCCGCAUCAGAUCAAAUUGUGUUCAUGUAUAUUAGAUACGAUCCGAUUAGCAGUUGAAUAAUCUCAGUAAUUAGUCUAACAAUGGUUAGUGUAUAGACUGUAUAAUUUCGAUUCUUGACAAUAUAACUGUAUGAGAAACUGCUUUUUUUGCCUCGAUACGAGGAACUGCUUUGACCAUAGACGUGAGUCCAUGGCCUAUGGUAUAGUGUAUUUGCCUUCAUUUUGGGCAAUCCAUCUUGGAGGUCUGCAAAGCUGCAUAUCAGCGAUGGAGCCGCGUCGAACUCGGGUGAAGAGGUGAUUCGUCAUUCUUUUCUUCGGUGGCUGCUGUUGUGGUGCCGGAGGCAGGUGAUGGGUGUUGGUGUCAAGCUUUGAGAUGUUCUGUUAUCUUUUCGGUUUUGUCAUGUCGGUCCUUACGUGACUUGUACUUUAAUCUUUAUGAUAUAAAUGAGACGUGUAUUAUCAUGCAAAAAAAAAACAAUAUAAUUAGUAUACUAGAAGUAGUCAUCAUAAUUACCCAAGUUUAGAAUGUCUUGUUUAAAAGAGCUUUUUUAAUUUCUGGUCUUUUCUUUUAUUUGAGAGGUGUUGGCAGUGCGAAAGAGCAGUCGGAGUGAGUUACAGAAAUCAUCGACAUUAAAAGCUAGGGUUGCAAAAACUACGCUUCUGCAG
Molecule: messenger RNA, 3327 nt
Organism: Triticum aestivum (bread wheat)
Lineage: Eukaryota; Viridiplantae; Streptophyta; Magnoliopsida; Poales; Poaceae
Exons: 2
Coding region: 183-830 (215 amino acids)
Source: RefSeq, a predicted model, not a curated record